AUGACCAUUCCGGCGCCGCCGGUGCUAAACCCCCAUAGGCCCCUAGCGUUGGCUCUGGAGGUUUCCGUUCAACGUGACUUGAUGCAGAGGCUGGGGCCAAUCUCACUACGGAAUCUGGUGCUGCGCCUUCGCACUACUACCGCAGUAUGUGUGGGUCAGAGCUCGGAGGAGGACGUCAGGUAUGAUCACAUUUGCGGUAUUGUGGGCGAUAUACCGAUUGCUCCUGCGGAAGGGCAAAAUGACUUUUCUCUUGACCCCGGCAUUUGGAAAAGCCACGUCGUCCCACUCGUUUCACCAACCUUUGGAUCUUCCGUGCUUUCAAUCAGGCAUGCCUUGGAGGUUAUCUGUGGGUUUUCCACAGGUACACACAAGAGGAUUCAGUGCUUGCGAACGGGCGUUGAGGUAAUUAUCGCGGAUGCAGAGUUCCACGACCCCCCGCCGGCUUAUGCCAUGAUCAAUGGUAUUGAGGAACUGGCCUGCUCCUCCAGUGACGACUUGUAA
Messenger RNA from Colletotrichum gloeosporioides, 501 nucleotides. RefSeq lists its product as uncharacterized. The transcript is spliced from 2 exons. Bases 1 to 501 code for a protein of 166 amino acids. The record is from RefSeq and is a predicted model, not a curated record. Lineage: Eukaryota; Fungi; Ascomycota; Sordariomycetes; Glomerellales; Glomerellaceae.